Lactuca virosa is the source of this 513-nucleotide messenger RNA. NCBI's taxonomy places the organism in Eukaryota, Viridiplantae, Streptophyta, Magnoliopsida, Asterales, Asteraceae. The record is from the annotation of a GenBank genome assembly.
AUGAAAGGAAUAUACAUAUUCUUGAAAUGUUGCUUUGAUUUCUUUGAUGAUUCUGAAAAGAAAUGCUUCUUUUACACUGCAUUAUACCUGGAGGAUAGUGACAUCCAAAAGGACAACUUACUAGACAAUUGGGCAGCAGAGGAACUUCCCAACACAAUUGAUGAUGCAGAAGAAACACGUGCCAAUGGACGUGAAGUAUUGCAUUAUCUUAAGAUGCACUCAUUACUUGAGGAAAAUGAACCUCAACAAUGUUUUAGGAUACACAAGCUGAUUCAUCUAGCUGCAUUAUAUAGUUUGUCAACUGAUGGAGGCCAAGGAAUUUUGGUAAAAUUUGGUGAAGCAUUAGAUAAGCCUGUGGAUGUGGAGUGCUGGAAAAACAAGAGAUGGAUCUCACUGGUUGACAGGAAAAUGAGUGCAUUACCAGCCAAACUAAUUUGUCCAAAGCUUUCGACACUAUUCUUGCAGAAAAAUCCAAACUGGAAUCUGUUCCAGAAGCAUUCUUUAUUCAUAUGA